CACGUCAGUCUCGAAAUGCCUUUGGCUAUGGCUGUCGAUGUCGCUUCUCAUGGCCUUCUUUCUCUCAAAGGAUACAGUAGUAACUGCAAAUGCAGCGCCAACCAGCAGUGGUAAUCGAGAACCUCUCGACAACCUCAUUACUCAAUGGGAGUCGGCUGCGGAGGCCGAGUUCGCCUACUUGCACCUGUCCCAGCUGGAGGUGCUCAGACGUAUCAAGCUCGGACGUCUCAAUGUCAAUCCGACGGCCGCAGUCGCUUAUGCCAGCCAUUUCGUCAUACGCACGUUUCACUGGGAGAAACAGGCCAGUCUGGAUAUGAUGCUACAAACACAACUGCGCCCGCUCAAUCUGACAAAACAGCAAAAGAUUACAGCACGGCGUUUUGCUAUUCGUGUGGCACUGCCUAUUGUGAGAAACAGAAUAGGAAAUGAUAUCCUGGAGUAUCAAGAUCGACAGCCAGCGCCAGCUAAUGGCCCGCCCGGGGUUUACCAGUCCACUCCUGGACAGUUAUUUUUCUUAAAUGGACUGAGUGGAGGAGCACCUCCCCUCAUUGCCGACAAACCAGAAGCCUAUCGCUCUGCUAUUCCAGGUCCACCCCCCGUACCUAGCCCCGAAUACAACAGAGAUUUGCGAGAGGUGAGGGAGUAUGGAGCACUAUUCGGCAGCCGGAGGAACCAAGAGCAAGACCAGGUGCUGAACUUCGCACAAUCCCUGGACGUCAACACUUACACACGGAUGUGGGCCAUCGUCGCCAAGCAAAUUUUGCCACACAACAUUUCACUGUAUGACACAGCUUAUGUGUUCGCGGCUAUGGCCAUCGUUCAGCAGGAUGGGAUCGCUUCGGUGUUUGAUAAUAAAUGGUAUCACUUCUUCUGGAGACCAGUCACUGCAAUUCGGUACGUUAUCUAAAUCUGAAUCAAUAAAUAGGUAGGGCCGAC
Messenger RNA from Chara braunii, 936 nucleotides. The record is from the annotation of a GenBank genome assembly. Lineage: Eukaryota; Viridiplantae; Streptophyta; Charophyceae; Charales; Characeae.